Molecule: messenger RNA, 901 nt
Organism: Harpia harpyja (harpy eagle)
Lineage: Eukaryota; Metazoa; Chordata; Aves; Accipitriformes; Accipitridae
Gene: HYI
Product: hydroxypyruvate isomerase (putative)
Exons: 8
Coding region: 14-859 (281 amino acids)
Biological process (GO): glyoxylate metabolic process
Molecular function (GO): hydroxypyruvate isomerase activity
Source: RefSeq, a predicted model, not a curated record
CCCGCCGCCCGCCAUGUCGCUGCGCUUCUCCGCCAACGUGUCGUGGCUGUUCCCGGAGCUCUGGGCGCUGCCGGCGCGGCUGCAGGCGGCGGCGGCCGCCGGGUUCGGGGCGGUGGAGGCGGCCUGGCCGGCGGGCUGCCCGGCCGAGGAGCUGCGGGCCGCGGCGGAGCGGGCGGGGGUGCGGAUCGUCCUCCUCAACACCCCCCCCGGGGACCAGGAGGCGGGCGAGAUGGGGCUGGCGGCCGUGCCCGGGCGCCAGGCUGCCUUCCGCCAGGGCCUGGCCACGGCGGUGCAGUACGCCAAGGCAGUGGGCUGCCCCAGGAUCCACCUGAUGGCUGGGCGGGUUCCCCUGGGCGCAGAUCGGGCAGCAGUGGCAGGCGAGAUGGAAACCACCUUUAUUGAGAAUCUCAGAUACGCUGCUGGCCUCCUGGCCCAGGAAGACAUGAUUGGACUCGUGGAGCCUAUUAACAACCGCAUCACUGACCCUCGCUACUAUCUAAACACCCCGCACCAAGCUGCUGCCAUCCUGGAGAAGGUGGGACAGCCGAACCUGAAGCUGCAGCUGGACCUCUUCCACUGCCAGAUCAUGGAUGGGAAUUUGUCACGCAACCUGGAGACAUACUUCCCACUCAUUGGUCAUAUCCAGAUUGCACAGGUGCCAGGGCGGCAUGAGCCCGACAGCCCUGGGGAGCUGAACUUCCCCUACAUCUUUGAGCUCCUGGAGUCCCUUGGCUACACUGGCUACGUGGGGUGCGAGUAUGCUCCGAAAGGAGAUACCAUGGAAGGUCUGGGCUGGCUGCGCACAUACUGGGAGAGCCGAGGGCUGCAGCAUGGUGGGACCAGCAAGGCAGCAGAGUAAAACAAGGAAACCACUGGAAUAAAAGUCGAAGCAAUGGCUUAA